Molecule: messenger RNA, 2326 nt
Organism: Argiope bruennichi
Lineage: Eukaryota; Metazoa; Arthropoda; Arachnida; Araneae; Araneidae
Product: acetoacetyl-CoA synthetase-like
Exons: 19
Coding region: 45-2129 (694 amino acids)
Cellular component (GO): cytosol
Molecular function (GO): acetoacetate-CoA ligase activity
Source: RefSeq, a predicted model, not a curated record
CAGGUGCUACCACAUCUCGUUUCCGAUUCACUCUAACUCCAAACAUGCCCGUUACUGCUUAUAGCCAUACUAAAAUAGAAGAAGUAGGCUGCGAAGGAAUGAAAGAUUCGGCAAAGAAUCUUAAAAAGGGAAAAGAAGAUAAUGAUUAUUUAGUUUGGAACAAAAAAAUACCCAACACAGAGCUGGAAAAAUUCAAGAAGAUCAUUGAAGAAAAAUAUGGUUUACGCUUUGAAUCCUAUCGGGAUUUACAUGAAUGGAGUGUAACGAAUUUCUCCAACUAUUGGGAAGAAGCAUGGAACUACUUAGGAUUGGUUGCUUCAAAGCCCCACGAUGAGGUUUUCGUGAAGACUGGUCCAGGAUUUUUAGACAACGAAUGGUUUACAGGAAUGGCAUUCAAUUACGCUGAAAAUAUUCUGAGGAUAAGGGACAACAGAGAAGCUCUGAUAUACUUAGAUGAGGAUGGCAAUAUUGAAAAGGUAACAUUCGCUGAAAUGUUCCAAGAAGUGAAAUUAUACGCUGCUGCUUUUAGGAAGCAUGGAUUGCAGAAAGGAGACCGAGUAGCUUGUUACAUGUCAAAUAGAAAAGAAGCAAUUUUUGCUUUUCUAGCCACGACAAGCAUUGGAGCCAUUUGGGGCGGACCUCAGCCAUUCUAUGGAGAAAGAGCUGCCACGAACAUUGUCAGCAAACUCGAAGCUAAAUUUUUAAUUGCAGUGGACAGAUUUCUGGAUAAUGGGGAAGAAUACAAUGUUUUCGAUAAUUUACCCUUCAUCGCUGAAAACUGCCCUUCACUGGAAAGAAUUAUUAUUGUACCAACAGUCAGCGAAACAUUAGCGAGAGAUAUAUCACAUAUUCCAAACAGCUGUUUCCUGGUGUCUUUUCUGGAAAGCGGAAAAUCAAGCAAUGGAGAAGUUCCGGACAUCGUUUUCGAGCAACUUCCUUUCAAUCAUCCCAUCUCGGUCAGUUUCACGUCGGGGACGACGGGCCUGCCGAAAGGUCCAGUGCAUGCAGCCGGAAGUCUUCUUGGUACCUUGACUCAUUUUGCAUUGCAUUGGGACCUAAAAAGUGGUGAUACUGUUCAUAGUUUCUAUCCAAUGGGAUGGAGUGUGUGGAACUAUUUUGUCGCCUGCAUGUCGCUUGGCGUCAAACUGCUUCUUCAUUCCGGCUUUCCAUAUGGCAUGAAAGAUGGUUAUAAUGUCUGGGACGUGAUCUCCGAAUAUAAAGUAUCGUUCAUUUUCUUAGUAACCAGCUUAGUUGACAAGCUGGAAAAGAUAAAAGCAGCCCCAAGACCAUCAAAUACCAACUUUGGACACUUAAAAGCGAUUGCUCUAGGAGGUUGCGCAGUCAAAGUACAAAAUUACAAAUACAUUCAAAGUAUUGUCAAAGAUGAUGUGUUAAUUUCAUGCUUAUAUGGUGCCACAGAAACAUUAUUACCCUUCUCUGGAAAUGAUUAUAACUUGCCUGUUUAUGCUGCUGAAGCUCAGGUACCAUCGCUCGGAGUUAAAUACCAGUGUGUAGAUGCUGAAGGUCGCCCAGUUGUUGGUCGUCAAGGAGAAUUCAUAUUAACUGUUCCGUAUCCGGCUUUGCCACUUGGUUUGUGGAAAGAUGAAAAUAACGAAAUACUUACGAAGACCUAUUUUUCCCAAUUUCCAGGUGCAUGGUUUCAGCAUGAUUCUUGCUACAUCAAUCCCAAAACUAAUGGACUCGUACUCAAAGGGAGAAGUGAUGAUGUACUGAUUCAGAAUGGGGAACGAUUCGCAUCAGGCGACAUUUACUUUGCAAUUCAUGACAUUGAAGAGAUCCAAGAUUAUAUUUGUGUUGGACAAACAAUGCCAAACGGAGACAACAGAGCUAUUCUCUUUCUCAAAAUGAGAAACGGAUACAAAUUCACCCCUGAAUUUAAACAGAAAGUUGUAAACAAAAUUUCAAAUGAGCUUUGGAUAGAUUAUGUUCCUCAAGUCAUCCUGGAUGUUCCAGACAUUCCUUAUAACGUGAACAAUAAAAGAAUGGAAAGCGUAGUUCAAAAGAUAGUGCAGACCAAUCAGGUGCCAACUGUCUCGAACAUCAAGAAUCCUCAAUGCUUAAAGAAUUUUUGCAGUAGGCCCGAAAUCACAAAUCCUGAUCAAAUAUAAGAUGAUUAAGAGGUACACGCGUGCAAGAAAAUCCAUGAUGAAUGGAACGUACGCAGCUUAUCCACUUUUGAUACCACUUUUUAAAAUUCUUCUACUGCAUUUUUAUUUAAUUAUUUUCCAUAGAGGAAUAAACAUAAUUUUUUUGUGUGUGUAUGAUGUAUUUACAAAUAAAGCUUGAUUAUUUAUAAUAUUUUAAA